AUGGCUAUAACUGGAAACCUGCCAUUGUGGCUGCUGCUGCUGCUUCUGCCUCUCUCCAACCUAAGCCCUGCUGCAGCAGCUGGAAUCCCCACAGGACCAGCUUGUGACCAGGAUCCCGAGUUCCAGUGUCAGGAUAUAGAGACAGCUAUUCGCUGUGGAGCUCUGGGCCACUGCCUCCAGAAGGUCUGGGGACAUGCCAGCGCAGAUGACCUAUGUCAAGAGUGUGAGGACAUCGUGACCAUUCUCACCAAGAAGGCUAAAGAGGUCAUUUUUAAGAAAACCAUUCAGCACUUUCUAGAAGAGGAAUGCUCCAAAUUGCCACUGAAGCUCAUGAUCCCAAAUUGCCAGCGCGUGAUGGAAGAAUACUUGUCCCACGUCCUCCAGUACUUCCAGGGACAACUUCCAAACAAGAUAUGUGGAAGCCUGGGCCUGUGUGAAAACAAGGUCCCAUUCUCAGCAUGGGAACCAGGAUCUCAGGAUCUCUCAAAAAAGGUGGUUCCAGCAUUUCUGGAGGACUUCCCACGGAGUCCUGGGGCUCACACCCAGGACCUCAUGGAGCAGAAGUUUCCCAUUCCACUUCCCUUCUGUUGGUUCUGUCGAACCUUACUCAAGAAAGUUCAAGCUGUCAUCCCCAGGUCCGUGCUGGCGGUGGCAGUCGCUCAAGUGUGCCACAUCGUGCCCCUGGUGGCGGGGGGCAUCUGCCAGUGCCUGGCCGAGCGCUACACCGUCAUCCUGCUGGACGCUGUGAUGGGCCGUGUGUUGCCCCAGCUGGUCUGUGGCCUUGUUCUUCGAUGUUCGGCUGAUGCGAGCUACAACCUGGGGCUGCUCCCGGACCAGUGGACACCCUCAGACCCGGACUGCCGCCUCUGCGUCUCGGUGACCAGCCGGGCAUCAUCAGAGCUCCCGGGGAACAGCACGGAGAGGGACAUAGAGAAGACCCUGAUCAACAUCUGCAACAACCCCCAGCUGGACUGGCAGGAGUGCCAAGGCUUGGUGGAGCAACACUACCCGUCCCUACUGUCCUUGCUGCCCCGAGGCCGAGACCCCCACCUCAUAUGCCAGGCUCUGGGAAUGUGUGAGACGGAGCUCAGUCAACGGAGGAUGCCAGCCUGUGCCCAGGGCCCGACCUUCUGGUGCUCCAGCAUCGAGGCUGCCAAGCAAUGCCGUGUGAGUGCCCCAGAUGGAGAAGAAGGGGGCAGGAGGAAGCGAGGGCCUUGCAAGAUCCGAGUCAAAGAGGCUUAG
Molecule: messenger RNA, 1242 nt
Organism: Gracilinanus agilis (Agile Gracile Mouse Opossum)
Lineage: Eukaryota; Metazoa; Chordata; Mammalia; Didelphimorphia; Didelphidae
Gene: SFTPB
Product: surfactant protein B
Exons: 10
Coding region: 1-1242 (413 amino acids)
Biological process (GO): sphingolipid metabolic process
Cellular component (GO): lysosome
Source: RefSeq, a predicted model, not a curated record